GUCGCCUCUCGUUAAAUUGUGCCUAUGAAAUAUUGAAGAGAGAUUUUCCGCCAUCUGCGCAGAGACGGUGAUCGUGCUGCUGCGGAGGUCGGAGAACAAGACCAUGACCACGUUCAAUCACGUGUACCGCUCGAUGGCGGUGCAGAGCAGGCCGUCGAUCCGGGCGCUCUACCAGGCGAUGAUGGACUACGUGUCGCCCCCCAACACCCCGGACAAUCUUCAGCAGCCGUUGACGCGCGAGACGUUGCAGGAGCGCGUCCGGGAGUUCUUCACGCGGCUCUUCACCAUCGCCUAUCACUACACCAUCAAUCCGCACCGCGACCGACAGGACUUCACCGAGAAGUUCAAGUCCUGCCUGUACGAGAGGAUAGACGACAUACAGCCGUUCGGUGACACGCCGCAGGACGUGUUCAAGAAGAUCGGCAGGAAUCUGGAGGCCGCCAGGAUCCUGGUGCAGUCAUUAAUGCUCGGGAAAACCGUCCUCGAGAAGACCGAAAACGUGUUGUUUGCUACCGGUAGUGGAAAUAGCCCUCAGCAAGAGGCCUGCUACGAUGCUCUGCUCAGAAUGACAUAUUGUCCCAGGUGCAAAGGGAUCGGGAAGGCCGUUAGACCCUGCAGCGGAUUCUGCACCAACGUGGUGAGGGGCUGCCUGACGGAGCCGGCGUCCGAACUGGAUCUCGCGUGGUCCGGUUACGUGGGGACGGUCGAGAGGCUCGUCGUGGCGGUGAGCAGCGACAACGAUCCCCUCGGCCUGAACGUCAAGGUAGCCGUCAGGGAGUUGGACUCCCGCAUCUCGGAUGCCAUCAUGCGCGCGAUGGAGGAGGGUCCGAAGCUCGAGGAGAAGGUUAGGCUGGUAUGCGGUCGUUCGGAGUUGCUGCCCUCGGACGAGAAGAGCUCGUCCUCGGAUGUCGCAGCUGCGAAAUCGUCCACGUCGUCGUCCAUCGGCGAGGUGCACGCAGCUGCGUCGUCGUUGCCGUCUCACGCGCAGGACGACUUGCUGAACGAGUUGCACAAGCAGCUGGGUAACUUCGUGGCGAGCGUCGUCAGGUCCCGCAUCUUCUACGGCACGCUAGCGGACGCGAUCUGCGAGGAAUAUCCCGAUAAACGUUGCUGGAACGGCGAGCGCAUCGGAGAAUAUACGAAAACCGUGGUGGAUUCUAGUGUGAAUGCCCAGCGAUACAACCCUGAAUUCACGAUAACGAUGUCGUCGACGCCGGCUACCUACUCCAGCAACACGAAUACCAGUGCGCUCAUUGACCAAUUGAGGCACAUUAAUCAGGUGGUGCAAUCUCAAUUGGCGUUAUCCGACGGAUCCGAUGGCUUCCUGGCCGACGAAGCCCUGGAGGGUUCCGGAAGCGGAGACAGCCCGGUUUGGAGGCAUCACAGUCCUUCCGAGACCUAUGACGACGAGGACGACCGCGACGAUCGCGACGACGACGAAGCGUCCGGCUCUGGAAUGGGUCCCACCACGAUAGAUCCGUCGACGAAAACCCAGGUGAACCCGACCCACGGCGGGUCGUCAACGAUCUUCCUAUCAUCCGUCGCCCUCGCUAUCGCCUGCGCAUCGCUUAUCGCUUAAUCGAUCACAUCGGCUGGGACGAGGGUACGAUUCCGAUCGCGGCCGACGUAGAUGACGUAGAUAAGGAAAGUUAAACUAGAUUCUCUGUUGCGAUCGGGAGAUUGUUAACGGAUCGGAUCUGCUGUCUGCUUCUCACGCGGGGACUCUUCCGGCGUGCGUGAACGCCGGCGGCGAGCGAAGGAGGUUCACGCAGGGAGGUUUCGCGAGCAGCUUCCGCCCGCCGGAAUCGCGUAUAAGCGAUGCCGUUGAUAAUUUAUCGGUGGCGUGUUGGGCAGCGAAGCGAACUGUUCCUACCGCGAUCCCGCUGGAAGGACGCCGCGGUUCUCAGUGAUAUAUAUCGACGAGCGUGAGAAAGAGAGAGAGAGAGAGAGAGAGAGAGAGAGAGA
Molecule: messenger RNA, 1965 nt
Organism: Pogonomyrmex barbatus (red harvester ant)
Lineage: Eukaryota; Metazoa; Arthropoda; Insecta; Hymenoptera; Formicidae
Gene: dally
Product: division abnormally delayed protein
Biological process (GO): positive regulation of canonical Wnt signaling pathway; cell migration; regulation of protein localization to membrane
Cellular component (GO): cell surface; extracellular region; plasma membrane
Source: RefSeq, a predicted model, not a curated record